GGGGCGGGCGGAAGGAGGAAGGAGGAAGGCUACGCUGAGGCUGGCGGGCGCCUGGUAGUCCGCUGUGGUGCGGCAGCCCAGCCAUGUCGGCGCACCAGCGGGGCACGGAGCUCGACCUUAGCUGGAUCUCCAAAGUACAGGUGAAUCAACCGGCAGUUCUGAGGCGCGCAGAACAAAUCCUGGCCCGCAGACCCGUGAAAAAGGAGUGGCAAGUUGCUUGGCUCCUGAAAGCUGUUACCUUUAUAGAUCUCACUACACUUUCAGGCGAUGACACAUCUUCCAACGUUCAAAGGCUCUGUUACAAAGCCAAGUAUCCAAUCCGGGAAGACCUCCUAAAAGCUUUAAAUAUGCAUGGUAAAGGCAUUACUACAGCUGCCGUCUGUGUGUAUCCUGCCCGGGUGUGUGAUGCAGUCAGUGCACUAAAGGCCGCAGGCUGUGAUAUCCCAGUGGCAUCAGUGGCCACUGGCUUUCCAGCUGGACAGACUCAUUUAAAAACACGAUUAGAAGAGAUCAGAUUGGCUGUGGAAGAUGGAGCUACAGAAAUCGAUGUGGUGAUUAACAGGACCUUGGUGCUAACAGGCCAGUGGGAGGCCCUGUAUGAUGAGAUUCGUCAGUUUCGCAAGGCCUGUGGGGAGGCUCAUCUCAAAACCAUCUUAGCAACAGGAGAACUUGGAUCCCUUACUAAUGUCUAUAAAGCCAGUAUGAUAGCGAUGAUGGCAGGAUCAGAUUUUAUUAAGACCUCUACUGGGAAAGAAACAGUAAAUGCCACCUUCCCUGUAGCAAUAGUAAUGCUACGAGCCAUUAGAGAUUUCUUCUGGAAAACUGGAAACAAGAUAGGCUUUAAGCCAGCAGGAGGCAUCCGAAGUGCAAAGGACUCCCUGGCUUGGCUCUCUCUCAUAAAGGAAGAGCUAGGAGAUGAGUGGCUGAAGCCAGAACUCUUUCGAAUAGGUGCCAGCACCCUCCUAGCAGACAUCGAGAGGCAGAUUUACCAUCAUGUGACUGGAAGAUAUGCAGCUUAUCAUGAUCUUCCGAUGUCUUAGAACAGCAAUAAGUCCUUCCCAACAAUGUUUAAAAAUUCUUUUUCUACGUGAUCCCUAAAAUCAUUUAAUAAAAAAUGGGGGACUAGGUAACUGACCUUUUCCCUUAAAAUUUCCAUAGAAUUUAACUCAAAGAAUGAAAGGGACAAACCAAAUUAUCUACACAUGGUCCCCACUUCAGGCACAUCUGAAAUGGUCUUAAUUACCAGAAGAGCUGCAGUGUUAAUUUUGUGACAAUUUUCACUUAAGAACUCUGGGUAAAAUGUUCAUGGUAGCUUUGACAACAUUAAAUUCUAAGGAAGUGGAAUGUAGACUUGCCUAAGAACCAUGCUGCAGCAUAAGAAAACAGGGUACCCUGUAUUCCCAACUUUGGGAGUCAAUCACUCAGCACUGAAUUCCUGCGGGGAAGAUCCAUUUUUAAUUUUUGCAGCAGAUAUGCUCUUUUACUAAUUGUUUUGCUAAUGAAAUUUCUGUCAUUGUUCUAUGAAACUAUGAGUAUAUCAUUGAAUUUUUUUUUAAUUAAAAAAAUUCCUGUUUUUUUAUUAUUAAAAAAUCCUUUAAAUUGUAAUAAUACAUAUUGAAAGGUUAAUCCAUUAAACAUACAAAGAGGUUUUAUCAAUGACUUUCUGAAUCUCUGUAAGUAGAGUUUUUGGUUAUUUAUCUCAGAUAAAGCACUUCAGUACGUUAUUAAUAAGUACAACUUCUGUCUAUA
Molecule: messenger RNA, 1749 nt
Organism: Phacochoerus africanus (Common warthog)
Lineage: Eukaryota; Metazoa; Chordata; Mammalia; Artiodactyla; Suidae
Gene: DERA
Product: deoxyribose-phosphate aldolase
Exons: 9
Coding region: 84-1040 (318 amino acids)
Biological process (GO): carbohydrate catabolic process; deoxyribonucleotide catabolic process
Cellular component (GO): cytoplasm
Molecular function (GO): deoxyribose-phosphate aldolase activity
Source: RefSeq, a predicted model, not a curated record